UUCUUUAUUUGUAAAGACCUCGAUUUUGUCUCGUGGUCUCAUGUUAGAAAGGAUGGGAACUCGGUCGCUCAUUACCUUGCUAGAUUAGUGUGCUUUGGUGUUGAACAAGUGUGGAAGAAUCAUUAUCCUACGGAUGUAUCUUCGUAUGUUUUUACGAACAAAUUGUCCAUUAAUUAAUAAAUAGCACUAAUUGGUUUUUCUAAAAAAUAAAAAAAUAAAUAAAAAAAUAAAAGAUUAGCCAUUAAGACGGUAAUAACACACAAAGUUGAUUUAUAUUCAAAGAUUGCACGUAAUUAAAAAAAAAAAAAAAAAAGUGGGCCUAAAUUAGUCAACUCACAAAACCUUGAAAUCAAGCGACUCUUCAACCACUACUAUCAAGUUCUUUUUCUACUCUAAAUUUCGUUAAAUGCUGUUAAUUUUAAUUUGUUUGAUUAUGAAAUGAUCCUAAACCAAAAGCUUUAUAAAAUUAUAUACUGCAUUUGCAAUACCCAUGAUUUUAUAAAAAUAAAAAAUACCCAUGUGAGGAUAUUCACCUGCAUCAAAGUUGAAGUCAAAUAAAUUCAAAGUUAAAUAAAAGAAUUAUGCAUUUGCUCAGAUCCCAAAUUUCAAAUUUUUUGUUGGUAUAAAUAAAUUGACGCAAAUUAUUCACUGAUGAAAAAGCACUGAUUUUUGAGCUAGCUGGUGUAUUUUCUGAGCUGAAGUGAUGAAGAAAUUAUCACCCAGAUUGUGAUUUGUGAGAUGUUUGUUUGACUUUUUUUUAUCUUUAGUUUCAGAAAAUUUCACUGUUAGUUAGUUGGUGAUUAACUAGUGUUGACAUUUGAGAUUUUGUUAGUAAAAUCAUGAUUGAAGAAGAAAACCCAGAAACUAAGUUGAAAGAAAUGGAGGAAGAAGAUGAUAAAAAUGUGUCCAAAUUUGGGUAUUGGGAUUAUAUAUGGGGACCAUUGAAUUGGCUCAAAAUGCUUGCAAAAGAGAUGCAUUGGAGUUUUGUGUUUGGGGUGGUGAUUGUGUAUGGAUUUAGUCAGGGUUUGGGUGGAGCCCUAAAUCGUGUCGGUACCGAGUAUUACAUGAAGGAUGUGCAGAAAUUGCAGCCUUCAGAGGCACAGAUUUAUCAGGGGUUUACUGCAAUUCCUUGGAUGGUUAAACCCAUUUGGGGUCUAAUGACAGAUGUGGUUCCUGUUCUAGGGUAUCAUAGAAGGCCUUACUUCAUAUUUGCAGGUAUCCUUGGUAUAGUGCCCAUGUUGUACUUAUCUUUGCACCAGCAGAUGCAUAUCUUCUUCGCAGUGCUGUCUUUAACAAUAGGGAGUACAGGGGCAGCAAUAGCAGAUGUAACUGUUGAUGCAUGUGUAGCACAGAACUCUAAUAAGCAUCAACAUCUUGCUCCAGACAUGCAAAGUUUAUGUUCCUUGAGCUCUUCCAUUGGAUCACUCCUGGGAUUCUUUCUCAGUGGUCUCUUGGUUCACUUCAUUGGCCCACAGGGGGUCUUUGGAUUGCUGGCAAUCCCAGCAGCACUUAUAUGUCUGGUGGGAAUCACACUUCAAGAGCCUCAGACGGUGAACUUCUCUUACAAACAGGUUGGCCAGAAGUUCCUUGAUGCAACCAAAGCCAUGACAGACACACUGAAAUUGCCAGAUGUGUGGCGGCCAUGUCUAUAUCUGUACCUCAGCAAUGCUAUGAGUCUCAAUAUCUAUGAUGGAAUGUUUUAUUGGUAUACUGAUUCAGAUGCAGGCCCGAAUUUUUCUCAGGAAUUUGUUGGCUAUAUUCUCUCCAUUGGUGCAGCUGGUGCCAUACUGGGAUCACUAUUAUACCAGUACGCUUUGAAAGAUCACCAAUUUCGGGAUCUAUGUUUCUGGAGUCAGCUUUUAUUAGGUCUUUCAGGGAUGCUUGAUUUGAUGUUGGUUUUACGAUUGAACUUGAAACUUGGCAUACCAGAUCAUAUCUUUGCAGUGCUCGAUGAAUGCGCAUUCCAGUUUCUUGGGAGGCUCAAAUGGAUGCCGCUUCUUGUUCUCAGUUCAAAGCUUUGCCCUUCAGGAAUAGAAGGCACCUUCUUUGCUCUAAUCAUGUCAAUUGGUAACAUUGGUACGUUCUCUUCGUCAUGGUUCGGAGGUAUCUUACUUCAUUCUCUGAAUAUCACAAGAACAGGUUUUGACAAUCUUUGGGUUGCCAUUUUGAUCCGUAACAUAGCUAGAAUCUCUCCACUCUUGGUCAUAUUUUUAGUACCGAGGACUGAUCCUACCUCUUCUAUUCUUCCAUCUAAAGCCUCAAGUACAGAAUCUGCAGAAACUCCGGAUGAUAGCAAAAUUGAGCUAGUAUCUCUCAUGACCAGUGUUGAUAGAAGAUGACAUUUUGCAGUCCUUUAUGUUGAGAUUUAGGGGAUAAUCUGUCUAGAUAGAUACGUGUAUUGGUUUUAGGGAACUUAGCUUCAGAGCAGCAGGACUCUAUAUUUCAUCUUCGGUGCCAUUGCUGGAGUGAAAUAGGUUCUAGUAUUCCUUCUCUAGCAAUACUAGUUACCGGCAUUUUGAUUCUUUUAUACCUAUGAAAUCAUUCUACAAAUUCUUUCGCAAUGAAAGAAAUCUAUUGUAAUUGAAAUUUCGGAAAGAGUUACUUAUUGAUUGCAAACAGAUUUUUGUAUCAUGAGUAAAGAUUAGUGAAAAAGAAAAUGAUAUACAAGCGAGCAUUUUCAUAAA
Messenger RNA from Chenopodium quinoa (quinoa), 2684 nucleotides. Its product is annotated as probable folate-biopterin transporter 2. NCBI's taxonomy places the organism in Eukaryota, Viridiplantae, Streptophyta, Magnoliopsida, Caryophyllales, Amaranthaceae. The transcript has 6 exons. The record is from RefSeq and is a predicted model, not a curated record. Gene Ontology annotation, cellular component: membrane. The coding region runs from base 840 to 2339 and encodes 499 amino acids.